Molecule: messenger RNA, 864 nt
Organism: Symbiodinium sp. CCMP2592
Lineage: Eukaryota; Dinophyceae; Suessiales; Symbiodiniaceae
Source: the annotation of a GenBank genome assembly
AUGAGCGAUUCCUUGCCGCAGGAAUGUGUCCUAGCUGACGGAGCAACUGGUAUCAUGUUGAGGCGUCUGCCUGGAAAGCUCUCGACGAACAAAUUCCUCGAGAUCUUGAAUCAGAUAGCAGAAGGAUGUUACGACUUCGUGUACGUGCCCCACGACAAAAACAAGGAGAGCAACGUGGCCCUCGCCUUCGUCAACUUUGUGGACCACCUUUCCGCAAAGAAAGCAUUUUGCACUUUGCGCGAUUGGAGUCAUCCCGAGCUUGGCAGCAGCUUGCGGGUGUCGCAGGCCGAGAUUCAGGGCCUGAAGAACAACCUGGCGUUUUACGUCGCACGGUUCGGCUUGCACGAAGUGGAGAAUCCGCAUGCGCCGCGAGUCUUCGAAGAUGGGCAGCCUCAGCCGUUGCUGGAGGCAGUUAAGAAGCACCUGGACAUCGAGCUCAUCGCUGAGGCCAGCGAGCACAUCAAAUCUCGAAAGCUGGCUAUGGCCUCGGCCGAUGGAAGCGCUUCAAAGUCCAAGCCAAGGAGCACGCAAAACAGAAGGACGGGCUCCUCCAGUUUCCAGCCUUUCCAGCCAACCUCCAGCCGUACUGGUGUGCGUCAGACUGUCAACACUGGUGCCGCUUAUCCCUUGACGACCCAUUCUCAGAUGGGUCCUGCAGACGCUUGGCAGACUCGGCAGCCCCAGCUUCCGGCCGUCCCUUUGCAACCACAAUGGCAAAACCCUCAGUUUCAAGGGGCGCUGCAGGGUCCCCAGCAGACCGACCCGGGCUUUCACCCGGCUGCGUCGUCUUCAGCCCCUCCACAACUCAAAGCGCCCUUCUAUGAUGACGAGACACCGGAUGGAAGCCUGCUGUUUUUUCUGUGA